AAGCGUGUGUGUCAACUUUGCACUUGGGAGUGGAUGGUGUGGCCCGUGAGCGUGGCUGUAGUAAGGAGAUGGCAGAGUCAACCACCCUGAGAGCAUCUUGUUGGGGCUGAGAUUACAACCCGCAGUUCAGCAGGUGGCGGCCAGGUGGUGAUGAGUAGAGAAGGAUGUCAGUGUGUCCUUGGGCCCCUCUCAUCUGCUCAUUCUCUCCCCUGUCCAUACAGAGAAGAGCCCCCUUCCCUGAGCUGAGCCAGGGGCCAAUGGCCAGGGACAAAGCCCAACCCUGUGAGCUGGACCAAGAGAAAUACGAUGCUGAUGACAACGUGAAAAUCAUCUGCCUGGGGGACAGUGCUGUGGGCAAAUCCAAGCUCAUGGAGAGAUUUCUCAUGGACGGAUUCCAGCCCCAGCAACUGUCCACGUACGCCCUGACCCUGUACAAGCACACAGCCACGGUGGACGGCAAGACUGUGCUUGUGGACUUUUGGGACACAGCAGGCCAGGAGCGGUUCCAGAGUAUGCACGCCUCCUACUACCACAAGGCGCACGCCUGCAUCAUGGUGUUUGAUAUACAGAGGAAAGUCACCUACAAGAACCUGGGCACUUGGUACGCAGAACUCCGGGCGUUCAGGCCAGAGAUCCCGUGCGUCGUGGUGGCCAAUAAAAUCGAUGCAGACAUGAAGAUGACCCAAAAAAGAUUCAGUUUUGCCAGGAAGUUCUCCCUGCCGCUGUACUUUGUCUCGGCUGCUGACGGCACCAACGUUGUGAAGCUCUUCAAUGAUGCAAUUCGAUUAGCAGUGUCUUACAAGCAGAAUUCCCAGGACUUCAUGGAUGAGGUUUUGCAGGAGCUUGAGAACAUUGAUUUGGAGCAGAAGGAGCAGGACCUGCCAGGCCUGGAGCAGGCUGCCAGCACGGAGAGCCUGCCCCCCUCCUGAGUCUGCGGAGACCUCCCUCCCUUCGCAGCCCUGCAGCUUAGAACUGAGAGACCUCCCUGGCCCGCGACACCCGGCCCUUCCACAGCUGCCCGCCCGUACUUGGGGCAUGAACGGGUCGGCACCAGCAAGCACCCUGACACACGUGAGAGGUCCGUCCACACCAGACCCUGACGCAGCAUUGGGGAUCAUAAUCCCCCUCCCAGGGUCGGAUGGUGAAGAGAAUCAGGGAACCUGCUUUGUGUGUCUCUUAAAUAAAAGGAAAUUCAGGUUGUUGUUUUGUCUCCCGGAACAGACCUCAGGGCCUGUCUGUCGCAUGGCCCCUAAGGUCAUGAUUUCCAGCCCCAUCUGUGCAGAAUUUGGGAGCCCCCUUUUCACCGUCAGUCCCCCAACCACCUUUUACGGAAUGGUUGUGCGCAGACAGCCUCCUUCCACAGGCGUUCGGGGCUUGUGUAGGCACAGCCAGCACAUGGUGCCGGUGAGGUGAGCCCGUGAGCCCCGUGAGCCCCGUGGGCAGGUGCGCCGUGCUUGGUGCUGCGCCGACGCAGCCUCUGCAGGCCGUGUGGCACCAGUUCGGGUGGGAGACACUGGGAAGGGCCUCCUGUGAGAGCCCCACCUCGGAGGAGGUCCUGUGUCCCCAGGACGGCUGCCCGAGGGAGCAGAGCCCCUUCCCCCCAGGACUGGCCCACUAGUGC
Messenger RNA from Molossus molossus (Pallas's mastiff bat), 1621 nucleotides. It is a transcript of the gene RABL2B, whose product is annotated as RAB, member of RAS oncogene family like 2B. The transcript is spliced from 8 exons. Gene Ontology annotation, cellular component: endosome; Golgi apparatus. NCBI's taxonomy places the organism in Eukaryota, Metazoa, Chordata, Mammalia, Chiroptera, Molossidae. The coding region runs from base 165 to 929 and encodes 254 amino acids. The record is from RefSeq and is a predicted model, not a curated record. Gene Ontology annotation, molecular function: GTPase activity; GTP binding.